Messenger RNA from Stegostoma tigrinum, 2642 nucleotides. Its product is annotated as protein FAM166A-like. Bases 44 to 877 code for a protein of 277 amino acids. The transcript has 7 exons. Lineage: Eukaryota; Metazoa; Chordata; Chondrichthyes; Orectolobiformes; Stegostomatidae. The record is from RefSeq and is a predicted model, not a curated record.
CCUGAACAUCCAGUAAUUUGCAACAGGAGACUGCACCCAGAGGAUGGAUAUUCAAAAACAGACGCUCUUCACCCCAGAACCACAUUAUAUACCUGGAUAUACAGGAUACGCUCACACAAUCCCAUUCCGUUUCGGUAAGACUUACGGGAGGAUAACCCACGAUAUCCUGAAGAAUCCGAAAACUGCUCAAGCUGACCACACACUCCUGUCACCUACCACUGGGGGUCCUGACUAUCAGCCAGAAUACAGCGAUUACUGUCCCCCCGAUGUGUCGGACCAGAUCCACCCACAAAAACUUGUUCCAGGUUACACUGGUUAUGUUCCUCAAAAGGCAUUCAACUAUGGUGGAAACUACUACCAGGAGACCCUCCAGUGUGGCCUGGACUUACGGAGAAAGCAAAUGGAAUAUGCACAGAAACUUAAAGAGCCCGUGCUCAUCACUUACGUGGAUGGGAGGAGAAAGGUCGCAGUACUUGGUGAGAACAGGCCACUGAAACCUUUGGCUCCAAAUGUGGAUCCACUAGUCUGGACUCAUUUGUACAAGCACAAGCAUGAGUUCACCACCCAACCUCCUGAACUCCAGCGAAGAAAUAUCUCAGGUUACAUGGGAUUUAUUCCACACAUGGGUUAUGAGUUUGGACAUACUUAUAAAGAUCAGGCGAAGACUGCCAUGGACAAGUUUCAACGUAAACAGUAUUUAGUGAGAAACAAACUGAAAGGUUGCCCAGAGGAGCUUCCACAGCCUGAAAAUAAACUUUACACCCCCACCCCAAUGGUUCCAAAGUAUGGUGGUCAUGUGCCAGGGGCGAACUUUGACAUCGGAUCAACAUUUGGCAAGAAUUCUAGAAUUGCUCAUAGACAAAUUCACUGUCUGUAACUGCAGCCCGGAACGCAAAAUCAGGUUAUCCGAGAACUUUUGGCAUCUUACAGCAUUUGUAACUGAAGAUUAGUAAAUACAGGAAAAUACCAAAAAAGAAAGGAAAGGUAUUGCUAAGAUAAGCUGGAAUGUGAUGAAUAAAAGAUGGUUCUGACCAAAUCUACACAACAUUGCUCCUUGACAUGUUCACGAUGCCAAGCGCAGUGAUCCACAAAGUAUCAAGGAUCAGGUUAGCAUCAUGCUGUAUCAGUAUUGUGUUCAUUUUAGUCUUGAUCUUAGGUAUAGGGUGGGUUGACAAAGAUAUCAAGCAGAACAAGAUUUUGACUUUGAGACAUAUAGUCGAGAAAUUUUACAGAAGGUGUCCUGCUGGUCUGGUCCAGUCGGUGUCUAGGUCUCAAUUAAUCAUUUGUAGUUAUUAGUGAUUUAGUCAAUGGGAUCAAUUAAAAGUCCACAUUCUAACUUGCUGAUGAUAAAACAGGUGUCAUUGUAACCAGUGUAAAUGAAAGCUUAAAAUAACAAAAAAUACUGAUCAAUAAAAAGCAAGGGCAAAACUGCGCCAAAUUAAUUCUAAUAAGGCUAGGUAUGUUGAUCUACUUGAUGAACGGUGAAAUGCUGGCCGACCCAGCUACACCCACUUCCCAUGACUGAAUUUUAAAAAAUUCAGUGGAUGUCCAAAGAGAUUUAGAGGCUCGUAUACACUACUUGAUUAAAUAUCAUGAACAGGUAUAGAAAAUAAUAAAGAAAAACCUGAAGGAUUAGUGGCCCUUGCAGAACUAGAAUACAAGGGAGUAGGAGCUAUGCUUCACUAUACAAUUGCUUAAUUAAACCACAUCUAGAGUAUUAUAAGCAGUACUGGCCUACACAAAGAUAUGUUGACCUUGAAGGAGUGCAGCUUAUGUUUGCCAGAAUUAUAGCAAAUUUCACAGGUUAAAUCAUAAGGACAGAUUACACACAUUUUAACCAGAAAAAAAACAAAGAACUGCAGAUGCUAGAAAUCAGAAACAAAAACAGAAAUUGCUGUAAAAACUUGGUAGGUCUGGCAGCAUUUGUGAACAGAAAGCAGAGAUGACAUUUUGGGUCCAGUGACCCCUUUUCAGAACACAAGAAGGGUCACUAAACCUGAAACAUUAACUCUGCUUUCUCUUCAUAAAUGCUGCCAGACCUGCUGAGUUUUUAACAGCAAUUUCCGUUUUUGAGACACAAACUAAAGUUACGUUUCCUGUGAUUUAGGAGUUCUAGAGGUAAAUGAUAUGUUUUCGAGACAUUAAAGAAAAUAAAUAGUCUAGAUUGAAUUUAUUUCUACUGAUUGGAGAAGCUAGGACUAGGAUGCAUAGUGUAAAAUUUAAAGACGUUCAGGAGUGAAAUUUGGGAACGUUUCUACGCACAUAGCAAUAGAAUUUUGGUACUCUUUUCCAUAGCAGGGACUGAUGCUUGAUCAAUUGUAAAUUUUAAUUUUGCAAUUGAUAGUCUUUAAGUCACUCAAAAGCUUUAAAGGAUAUGAAAAAUGGAGGAAUGUGGAGCCAAUCACAUGAUUCAAUUAUUUAGUUGAAUGGAAAUACAGUCUCAGGUGCAAAAUAGUUAUUCUUACAUUCCUGACCAGUGCUUCAUCAAAGUUAAAUUCUAAAUCAAAAUGUUGGGACCUCUUACAUAACACAGAUCAAAAAAUUCUGUCACCACCUCCUCCAAGUCAACCAGCAACAAGCAAUGACUGGUGGACUGGCCUCUAACACCAUAUCAUGAGAACAAAUAAAACAAUUCAUUUUUA